Messenger RNA from Frankliniella occidentalis (western flower thrips), 2636 nucleotides. RefSeq names its product E3 ubiquitin-protein ligase RNF185. Gene Ontology annotation, biological process: ubiquitin-dependent protein catabolic process. Gene Ontology annotation, cellular component: endoplasmic reticulum. The transcript has 6 exons. Lineage: Eukaryota; Metazoa; Arthropoda; Insecta; Thysanoptera; Thripidae. The record is from RefSeq and is a predicted model, not a curated record. Gene Ontology annotation, molecular function: metal ion binding; ubiquitin protein ligase activity; ubiquitin-like protein conjugating enzyme binding. Bases 190 to 747 code for a protein of 185 amino acids.
UGGAGUUUCCUCUCUUCUGCUAUGUUAUUUCUAUUCCAACUAAUAGUUGAUUCCUUCGAAAUUCAUUUUUCCUGAUGUGGAUUGCAUAGUACAGUGUCUCAAAACUACGUAUUUAACACCGCAUUACGCUGUCUAGCUUUAUUUCAGCUGCUGUUUGUUGUGGAGUAUGAAUUGAUUUAACUACCCAAGAUGGUUGACGUUGGACCUGCGGGUGCUGCUAGCAGUGGGAGCAGCCAAAACAACAGCAACAACUCUGGCGAAGAAGAUAAAAAAGAUGAACGAAUGUUUGAAUGUAACAUUUGUCUGGACACAGCUAAAGAUGCUGUAAUUAGCAUGUGUGGACAUUUGUUUUGCUGGCCAUGCCUACAUCAGUGGCUUGAAACUCGACCAGCAAGACAAAUGUGUCCUGUAUGUAAAGCUGCCAUUAGUAAAGAGAAAGUAAUUCCACUUUAUGGAAGAGGCAGUAGUAAGCAAGAGGACCCCAGAAACAAAGCUCCACCUAGGCCUGCAGGUCAAAGAACAGAGCCUGAAGCCAAUGCGAAUUUUCCUGGCUUGGGCUUUCAUGGAAGCUUUAUGUCAUUUGGUAUUGGAGCUUUUCCCUUUGGAUUCAUCACUUCAUCUUUCCACUUUGGAGACAACAGAGCUUUUCAAGCAGCACACGAUACACAGUCUGCUGAAGAUAGAUUUUUGUCCAAAGUAUUUUUGUGGGUGGCUCUUGCUUUCCUCAUUUGGCUGCUGUUAGCAUAGCAUUACGCCCCACCAGGCUUGCAGGAUUCAGCAUUGGAUUUCCCAGUAUUUGCCUGCGCCUGGAUGUGCAAUCGGCAUUGGUAUACUUUCCUGUGAUUUGAUUGGAAACAGCUGAGUCCCCAUUGUUUGUGUUUUCUGCUCCUAUCUUUACUGAAGUUAGGGCUAUAAUUAUACUAUUCCUUGGAAGUAGUAUAAGAUGAGUAAAUAUUCUACAUUCCAUUAAAAGUCAUUGUUUAUUCCCAAAUAACUGAGACUAAUGAAAAAUUGGUCAAACUGUAGUGCAUUGACAUCACUGCUAUAUAGUCACCAUGAUUCAUGUAUCUAAGAUGAAGUAAUCUGAUCAUAUUUUGAUUCCAAAUUAAUGUAAUAGUAACCUAAGAGAGUCAAUGAGAUUUCAAAACUACUGUGAAUUCCACAAUCUGAAAUAUGUUGUGGUAAAAACGUGGCAGUUAGCACAUUGUAUUACAUUUUUGAUCAAUUAUUGAUUAAUCUCUGGUACUUGGGUUAUUGGUAGUUUUUACAGUGGGAAAUUUAUAUAACUGCUCUCCAUUGGUACUUUAUUUCUAUGUUUAUUGUAUGCAUUGCGCUUUUUAUGAUGGACAGUUCCCCAAAAAAUAAAAAUGGGACCAAAAUCAAAGCUUUGUGGGCAAUUUCAGAAUUUCUGGAAGAGAUUUACUCUUCUUAUGUCAUCAGUAAUUUUCUUCAAAUUCCACUCCUGCUAAAUAUGUCAUGAAUUUAGUGUGAUGCAUACUCUAUAUAAAUACAAUGUGAAAGUUGCUGUUUUUUUCAGAAAGGUGAAAAAAAUGACUUGGAAUCAUUUUUCAUUACAACACAUACUGUGUACUUUUAACCAAUCAAAAUUGUUAUUUUUUUGCCCCCCGCUCUACUUUAAGACAAAAUAUACAUAAUUCUAUUUUAUUUGCUAUCGAACAACAUUGCUUAUCAGAUGCUGAAUACGAAUACCAUUUGUGUUUUAGCAUGUCAAUCAGAUAAAAUCUAUUGUAAUGGGAGGAAGAAAGCUAUUUUGAACGUUGCUAUGGUAUCAUGCUCAAAGCUGAUUAGACGGAGUUUAAAGUGCAAAUCUAUUCUAGUCUAAGGCUGGGGUUCUAUCAAGAUGAGGCGAGUGCUGAUGAUCAGCACGCAAGUCAGCAUCAGCAUCAACAAAAGAAGAUCUCUAGGACUGUGAUUGGUCAUUUGUGCACGAAGGUGCCCAAUCACAGUUCUGUAGAUCUUCAUUUGUUGAUGCUGACUUACUGUGGUGCUGACCGUCAGCAUUCGCCUUAUCUUGAUAGAACCUGGGUACAUUUUUUUGUACACUUCUUUUGUUUAUCUAAAAUGAUGCUUCUCAAGACUUGCUUUGACAAGUACCAUGAUUGUUUUGGGGGCUUUUACAUGGCUUAAAGCAGUGAAAGAGGUAGAUAAAAUAAUAAUAAUGGGGAUUUGACUCAAGUCUCAGGCUUUACAAGACUACUAAAUCAACCUUUUCAGUAUGAGCCAUGUCUUGCUCUCCUAUCACCCUGUGAGAACCUGAAUUUCCCUUCGAUUUUCCACCUUGCUAGUAAUGUGGGAAGAUAGUGCAGACUUCAUUCAAUCUAUGUUGUAACUUAUUACUCAUGUCUUCUAAGCCAUAAGGUAAAGAUAAAUUAAAAAUACUUUCUAAUCAUUGUCCAAAUGAUUGUCUAAAUGCAUCAGUAAAAGUAUGUGUUGUGUUUUCAUAUUUUUUUUCUGGAACAUGAGAGGAAUAAUUUUGAAUGCAGUAUUCUAUUGGGCCGUGAUUUUCUUUUCACUUGUUGUUUCUGUGUUGUUUUGUUGUGAUGGGUUUUGGGGUAAUUUGUAAUAUUUUAGUGACUUGAAUUGAUGGUGAUAAAAUAUAUGGUCGGCAUAUCUUA